CCCAGUUUCGCUAGCGUGACCCCAGCCGAUGACGUCCGAGGCGAAAAUGACGGACUUCCGACCCUCAACACCAACUUUCUCGGCUCUCGCUAUUUGCAUUACCAACCCAACUUCCUCACGUUUCCGCCCGCCCUCCUCCUCCUUCAGCACCCAAAAUCCCCUCUCGCCUAACAGCGCCGAUUCACAAUGUCAAUACCGUCCAGAUUACUACCUCGGCUACGACCGUUAAUACCCUCACGAAGCAUCGUCAGCGCCACACCAAAUCGAACUGAAGACUGGCCGCAGCGCAGUUCCCUCGGCCCAUACUACGAAGUAAUUCUCAACAACCCGUCUCAUAUCCCAAUCGACAAACCAGAAGUCCCUCCCAAAACAGCAGACCCCUCAGUGCAAUCCGAGUUCCCCACCAAAACCGCAGUGCAAACACCAGAAGAAAAAGCACGCUUGGUCUUUGGCUCACGCCUCUUCGGCUCCGCAGAUAAAGACGAACGCCUAGCAGCGCGAAAAGCAAAAACGACAUACAUAGCCGGCGUGCUCGUACCGCCCAAGCCCGUUGAGCCGGAUAACUGCUGCAUGAGCGGCUGUGUGAACUGCGUGUAUGACCAGUAUCGCGAUGAACUGGAGGAGUGGCAGCUCAAGAACGCAGAGGCACAAGCUGCGCUGAGAAAACACGAAGGCUCGAUGGAUUCGGACGGUGGAGGGUCAGAGUCGAAUUGGGCUGCGCCAGAGGUUGGCAAGGCCAAGAUCGCAAAGGACUUUUGGGACGAGGAGCUGUAUGCGGAUUUGCCAGUUGGGAUUAGAGAGUUCAUGAAGACGGAGAAGCUUUUGAAGAAGAGGCAUGAGAGUGAGGGCACCAAGGAGAGCUGAGUGAAGCGUGAGUUGGAAUGGUUAUUUGGGCUGAGACAUGAUGGAAAAGCUUAUACCCCUUGUUUUCAUUUUACUCAUUGGGGGUUUGGAUGAUAGAGUUGACGAUUAGACUAUAGACAAGAAACUAUAUAUUAUAUAAACUUUUAAAGUGGGAGCAGUUUGGUAUCGCAAACUUUGAGCCUGGCGUAUAAGACUUGCGCUGACCCGCUUCCAUUGCCGUUCUGUUUGAACCUCUA
Fusarium verticillioides 7600 is the source of this 1100-nucleotide messenger RNA. RefSeq lists its product as hypothetical. The record is from RefSeq and is a predicted model, not a curated record. Lineage: Eukaryota; Fungi; Ascomycota; Sordariomycetes; Hypocreales; Nectriaceae. Gene Ontology annotation, cellular component: mitochondrion. The transcript has a single exon. Bases 187 to 864 code for a protein of 225 amino acids.